AUGGAGGAUGAUGAGGUUGCAUUUGUUCAAAGCUGCGACAAAUGUCAAAUUCAUGGAAACCUCGUUCAUGCACCUUCCACUCCUUUACACUCGAUAAGCAGUUCAUGGCCAUUUUAUAGCUGGGGACUUGACAUUAUUGGGAAGAUCAAUCCGCCGUCAUCAAAGCAUCACGAGUAUAUCAUAACUGCGACAGAAUAUUUUACCAAAUGGAUUGAAUCCAUUCCUCUACGAGGGACUACAAGAGCAACGAUUGCAGCUUUCAUUAAAGAGUACAUCAUUUGUCGGUUUGGCGGAAACGGACAAGAUGAGAGCACCAACAAAACACUAAUUCGGAUUUUCAGUCGAACAGUGUAUGACAAUCCUAGAGAAUGUCACGAACAGCUGCCGAUGGCGCAAUGGGCGUAUCAGACAACACCUAGAAGCUCUAUUGGAGUUUCUCCAUAUUCGCUCGUUUACGGCGCAUAUGCGAUCCUCCCAGCAGAAAUCAAGAUCCCGUCAGCCAGGAUUGCAGCAGCAAGUGGGGUCCACUGGAAUGAAGUUGAAGCAUCGAACUCCAGAAUCGCCGAUUUAGACACUCUAGACUCCAGAAGAGGUAAAGCAGAGGAACAUACUCAGGCGUACAGAAAUAGGAUCUCCAGGGCAUAUGACAAGACUGCUUACGGUAACGGCUACUACAAGAUCAUUAAGGUGGAUGGAGGCAAGUUAGAAGCAGUCAUCAUUGGAAAAUGGCUCAAGGCAUAUCAUGCUUGA
This is a messenger RNA of Papaver somniferum (opium poppy), 750 nucleotides long. RefSeq lists its product as uncharacterized. Gene Ontology annotation, molecular function: nucleic acid binding. Bases 1 to 750 code for a protein of 249 amino acids. The transcript is spliced from 3 exons. The record is from RefSeq and is a predicted model, not a curated record. Lineage: Eukaryota; Viridiplantae; Streptophyta; Magnoliopsida; Ranunculales; Papaveraceae.